This is a messenger RNA of Larimichthys crocea (large yellow croaker), 1303 nucleotides long. It is a transcript of the gene dnajc22, whose product is annotated as DnaJ (Hsp40) homolog, subfamily C, member 22. The record is from RefSeq and is a predicted model, not a curated record. The transcript has 4 exons. The coding region runs from base 166 to 1164 and encodes 332 amino acids. Gene Ontology annotation, cellular component: membrane. Lineage: Eukaryota; Metazoa; Chordata; Actinopteri; Sciaenidae.
UAGUUAUUAUUAGAAGAAACCCAAUUUGUCUUAAAUGUAUUUUUUUUAAAGUAAAUCAGUUGAACUGUCAGUGAUAUGGAUUAACUGUGGAUUCGCCUAGAGAGAAAGGGACUCACCAAGGAUGACUAAUAUUCUUUACAGAAACUGAUCUACUGAGGCCAAAGGAUGGUAAAACGUUUAAUUGUAGCCUAUGCCCUGUGGGCAGUAGGUGGGCCUUUGGGCCUACACCAUUUAUAUUUAGGAAGAGACAGACAUGCUCUGUUAUGGAUGUUAACCCUGGGAGGAUUUGGCUUUGGCUGGGUCAGAGAGAUCAUACGUAUGCCUGCAUAUGUUGCUGAGGCCAAUCAAGAUGCUACCAACAUGGCCCCUCCAUCUGUAGGCCCUGUCAGAUUUGCUGGACAGGUGUGUGUUGGGAUCUACUUUGGCACCGUGGCUCUGAUAGGAUUGAACUCCCUCAGUUUCUUCUACUUGAUUGUUCUGCCGCUCUGUGUGGGUGCAGGGGUACAUCUGGUGUCCAGUGUUGGCCAGCAGACCUCGGAUCUCCAAAAAACCUUGACUGCAUGUCUUAUAACCUCCCCAAUAUUCUAUGGCAGCACCUUAUCACCUCUCCCUAUAAGCCUGGCUGCCAGUGUUACUGCUACACAGCACUGCAGGUACAAACCUCCACAGAAACCCAGGAGCAAACAGGAACUAGGUCCACGGCUUUUUGUGCUCGGCCUAUCCUGGCUGGCUUUCUCUGCUCCGCUUGGUUACUGCAUUUUCCAUAACACCACAGCCACACUAUACUACCUGUCUGACUGUUUAGCAGCACUGCUGGAUAUUUUCUGGUUUCUGCCUUGGCUCCGAAGUGUCUUGGAGUACAUUCUUUUAAUGCCUUAUCGGAUCUUGUGUUUUUUUACUGGUGGGAGUUACUAUGAAGAAGCUUGGAAGAAGGUGCUAGAAAUACUGCUCAGAGAGUACACUGAGAGAGAGAAAGAGGCACUGCAGGUGUUAUCACUGGAAGUAGAGGCCUCUCUUGAAGACAUAACUCGCAGCUACCGGGAGCUGGCCAAGACGUGGCAUCCAGACCACAACCCCAGCAAGAAUGCUGAGGAAAUGUUUAUGAAGAUUCAAGAGGCUUAUGAAGUCCUUCUACGCCGGCACAGACCUCAUCGAUUCAAAUAGUUGCACUUCACUCAUUUCUGACUGACACUGAGACUCUUGGCCACAUUGUUCUUCAGUCAUUAUUUUCAAGAGCAUGCACAAACAUGGAUGUGAGGGGCCUGCAGCAAUCCCUAAAAUCAGGCAUAAUAAAACCCAUCAA